GCUUUGUUUACCCUUGUCCCGGAGGACCUGUUGGAAAGCUUGGUAAAUCCACUGUGUUGCUACUCACCUGUUUCUUUGGGCUCAGCUGUAUAUACGGAACAGCAGACUAAAAAGGCAAUAGCAGGGGUACAGAAGGCAUUACAGUAAGUUUCUUUGGCAGUCUUUCUUCAAACCCAGAUCCCUUCCAUGAGCAACAGAUCUGUUUUGAUGAUUUAGGUGGCUGCUAAGCCCUUCCCGGAAGAUGCUGGUGCUCACCUCUUCCACAAAGCUGCAGAAACUGGAACAAAUGCUGAAGAAGAAUUUCCCCGAAUCCCUCAAGGUAUACGGAGCAGUGCUGAAUAUCAACCGAGGAAACCCCUUCAGGAAAGAAGUGGUGGUGGACACGUGGCCUGAAUUUAAUGCUGUCAUCACUCGCCGGCAGAGACAGGCUGAAAGUGAUGAUCUAGACUCUUUUACCAAUGCUUAUGCUGUUUUCUACAAGGAUUUAAAAGCGUAUUGGGCGUUGCUGGAGAACCCAGAAACUAUAAACUGGGAGCAAGUGUUCCAGAUUCAAGGCCUGCAGGAGGGUUUAUUCGAAGUUUCCAAAGCCGUAGCUGGUCCCAAGCUGGUGGAUGUGAAACAGUCAUCUUUCCAAAUGGUCACCCAUCCAGAUCCGGAUGCACUCCCGGAGGUUAACCUUAAGUUAAACUCUCCACCGAGACUGGCUUCACUUGACGUUUCACACGCCGCCCUCCUGAAUGAGACCUGGUCCCGGGGAGGCAGCGAACAGUGCCGGACGUAUCUUGCCAGCCUCAUUGGCUGCUUCCCUAGCAUCUGCGUCCUGGAUGAAAAUGGAAGUCCUGUGUCCUGGGGUCUGACCGACCAGUUUGCCACAAUGAUUCACGGCUAUACCCUGCCUGAACAUCGCAGGAAAGGGUACAACCGCCUCAUUGCAACAGCACUAGCCAAGAAAUUACACAGCAGGGGGUUUCCAGCUCAGGGAAAUGUUCUGGAAGAUAAUGUACCAUCAAUAACACUGCUGAAAAGCAUGAACGCUCAGUUCCUGCCCUGUCGUUUUGUGAGGCUGAUCCACACACCCUCCCGGUUUUUAACAGCACCGCAUUGGUAGUUUAGCGGAAGUCUGUGUGGUUGUGGUGAUAUGGCCGUACAGCGGGCGGAGGGCCGCCUAUUGCAGCCACCUGUGUGUAGAAAACCCAACUCUUGUUUUUAGCCAGAGAUUUAGAAAACAUUACAGCCCUGUUGCAUUUACUCUUGACAUCCCUGGGUGAAACCUGCCCUUGUUGAUGUC
Sphaerodactylus townsendi is the source of this 1288-nucleotide messenger RNA. It is a transcript of the gene GLYATL3, whose product is annotated as glycine-N-acyltransferase like 3. Gene Ontology annotation, cellular component: mitochondrion. The record is from RefSeq and is a predicted model, not a curated record. Gene Ontology annotation, molecular function: glycine N-acyltransferase activity. NCBI's taxonomy places the organism in Eukaryota, Metazoa, Chordata, Lepidosauria, Squamata, Sphaerodactylidae. Bases 242 to 1108 code for a protein of 288 amino acids. The transcript is spliced from 7 exons.